Molecule: messenger RNA, 7402 nt
Organism: Oncorhynchus masou masou (cherry salmon)
Lineage: Eukaryota; Metazoa; Chordata; Actinopteri; Salmoniformes; Salmonidae
Product: SUN domain-containing protein 2-like
Exons: 13
Coding region: 1243-2994 (583 amino acids)
Cellular component (GO): nuclear envelope; meiotic nuclear membrane microtubule tethering complex
Molecular function (GO): protein-membrane adaptor activity
Source: RefSeq, a predicted model, not a curated record
GUGCUCAUGCAUGUUUCAGUGUUACGCGCCUCGAAGCUAGCAUAGAAGUAGUUUAGCUCAUCUGGUAGGCUCGUGUCGCUGGGCAGCUCUCGGCUGUGCUUCCCUUUGUAGUCUGUAAUGGUUUGCAAGCCCUGCCACAUCUGACGAGCGCCAGAGCCGGUGUUCGACUCGAUCUUAGUCCUGUAUUGACGCUUUGCCUGUUUGAUGGUUCGUCGGCAAGCAUAGAGGGAUUUCUUAUAAGCUUCCGGGUUAGAGUCCCGCUCCUUGAAUGCGGCAGCUCUGGCUUUUAGCUCAGUGUGGAUGCUGCCUGUAAACAUUGGCUUCUGUUUGGGGUAUGUACUGUGGGGACGACGUCAUCGAUGCAGUUAUUGAUGAAGCAAAUGACUGAUGUGGUGUACUACUCAAUGCCAUCGGAGGUAUGCCAGAAAAUAUUCCAGUCUGGGCUAGCAAAACAGUCCUGUAGCAUAGCAUCUGCUCCAUCUAACCAUUUUUUUAAAUUGAUCUGGUCACGGGCGAGGGAGAGCUUUGUAUGUGUGUGUGGAGUAUAGGUGGUUCAGAGUUCUUUUUCCUCUGAUUGCACUUUUAACAUGCUGAUAGAAAUUGGGUAAACCGGUUUAACUUUCUCUGCAUUAAAGUCCCCGGCUACUAGGAGCGCCGCUUCUCGGUGAGCGUUUUCUUGUUUGCUUAUGACUGAAUACAGCUCAUUAAUGCUGUCUUAGUGCCAGCCUCUGACUAUGGUGGUAUGUAAACAGCUACGAAAAAUACAGAUGGAGGUAGGUAGUGUGGUCUACAGUUUAUCAUGAGAUAAACGUCAGGCGAGCAAUAGACUUCCUUAGAUAUCGUGCACCAGCUGUUUUUUUUAAACAAAAAUACAUAGUCUGCCGCCCCUUGUCUUACCAGACGCCGCUGUUCUAUCCUGCCGGUACAUCGUAUAACCAGCCAGCUGUAUGUCGUUCAGCCACGACUCUGAAGCAUAAGAUGUUACAGUUUUUAAUGUCCUGUUGGUAGUUUAAUCUUCCGCGUAACUUGUCGAUUGCACGUUUGCAAGCAGAAUGGAGGAAGUGGAGGUUUAUUGGAUCGCCUGCGAAUUCUCAGAAGGCAGCUGGACCUUCGGCCACUUUUUCCGCAUCCUCUUCACACAGAUCACGGGUAUCGGGGCCUGUUCCUGAGGAAGCAGUGUGUCCUUUGCGUCGGGCUGGUCAGAGUGGUGAAAGGAAAAAGAGGAUUUUGCUAGUCCUUGACAUGUCGCGGCGCAGUAUGAGGCUGGUUUUAGGGGGAUACUACCACCAGUCAUCAGAUGAUGAUGAGUCCUCCUCAGUUUCCUACAGGGAGAGCCCCGUGAGGGUUUUUACUAAGAGGAAGACAGGUGGUCGUAAAGUGGCGGCCUCUCGGACCUCCAGCCGGGCCAACAGCGUGGCUAGCACCGCUAGCAGCAAGGGUAGUACAGUGGAGCCACCCAUCAAUGCUGAGGACUACAUUGGGGUCUCAAGCUUGGUUCAGAGAAGGAAGACCUUCCAGGAACCUGCUGCCCCAGCCCCCAGCCUGAACCUGGCUCCCAGCCCCAUGGGCUUCUCGUCCUGCCAGACCGGCCUGAACCAGGCCCAGAGCCAGAGCAGCGCCAUGGACAGCUCUGGUUACUCCUCUUCAGAGGCAAGACGUUACAGAGGAUACUCUGGAGACUCCUCCUUAGGCGAACAAAGGGCUAGCGCCAGCCACAGAUCUUGCACUAACAGGACAAGUGCUAGUGCCAAUUGGACCCCUCCGUUUAUCCCGGCCGAUGUGGGGAAGGCCAUUCUAAUUGCCAUCCUCCUCAUCCUAUUGACCUUCGGCUGCUGGCUCCUUGCCCCCUUGGUAUGGGCCACCCUGACUUCAGCCCUGAAUGCUAUCACUAUGACCCUGAACCGAUCUGUCAUCACCCCAACUCCGCCACCUGUCUUUACUACGCCACCUGUCAAGGCUAUGGAUGGAGCUUCGGUAUUGCCUUCUGCUCUGGAAGCCAAGAUGAACACCAUCCUGAGAGAGAUUGAAAUUCUUAAGAAGAAGGAACACCAGCAGAAAUUUGUAACCGAGAUGGUAGAGAGACUGCAGACAGACUUGGCAGAUGUGAGAACAGACAUGAGGGACGUGAGCGUGAGAGUGGACAGUGUGAAUCCACUGGAUUGGGAGCAUCGUUUGAGCGAGCAGACAGCCGGCUUCAUCAGUCAGGUGGGCGAGCUGAAGGACCAACACGCACAUGUUAAGCAGCGAGUCGCUGCCCUGGAGGACCAGAGUGCCACGCUGGGGAAGCAGGUCUACUCUGUUCAGAACCAGCCUCCUCCAGCUCCCAACCCCACCACAGCCAACACACACCUGACCCCUGAGCUCGAAGAGGCCAUGGCCAAAUGGCUGCAUGAGAAUGUGCCCCAGAAUGAGCCACGGAUGGUGAAAGAGGUUGUGAAGAACUGCAGUCCCCUAUUGGCUGACAGGAUGCCAGACUUUGCCUUGGAGUCCCAAGGUGCCAGUGUUGUGAGCACACGGUGUUCCGAGACGUACCGUACCCGCUCGGCAUGCGUGUCCUUCCUGGGUGUACCCCUCUGGUACCCCUCUGAGAACCCCCGCACUGUUAUCCAGGGUCAGGCGGUGCAAGCUGGGAAGUGCUGGGCAUUCUACGGAGCGCAGGGCACCCUGGUCAUCGCGCUAUCUCAUCCUGCCCACAUCACCCACGUCACACUGGAGCACCUCCCGGUCUCCAACGCUCCCACCGGACGCAUCGACAGCGCGCCCAAGGCCUUCUCUGUCUACGGUAUGUCCACUGAGACAGAAGAUGGCACCUGGCUGGGAACCUUCACUUAUGACCAGCACGGAGGGGCAAUCCAGACCUUCCAACUGCCUAAUCCUACCAGGGCCAUCUAUUAUUUUGUGGAGCUGCGCGUUCUGAGUAACUGGGGUCACCUGGAGUACACAUGCGUGUACCGCUUCCGUGUGCACGGACACAUGGCCUCCUCCUCCAAGUGAGAGACGUUCAUCGUCCACCUCAACCUCAGACCUCCGAGGCUUCGCUUUCAUAUCAGAGCAACGUUCUUUUUGCAUCUCAACAUUAUGACGGACCAUUCUAAAUAAAUGUCUUUAUUUGCCGUAAUCAGGAUGGCUUCCUAAACUGGCUUCUGCCGGGUGUGAGGUCAGAGGUCUGCAAGGUUUUGUUACAAUUUGCAGUUUCAUUUCUGGCAGAGGUAUUGACCUGGCUAAUAGGAGUGUGGGGAUGGGCUUUUGAGAGUUUCAAAUUGAACUGUUUGUGUGUGUGUGCUUUUGAACAUCGAUUAUUUGUUUGCAUUUUAACGCCCGGCCACAGCGGACAAAGAUUUCAGAUUGUACUUUGUGUGUUCAUGACAAUCCCUCCUGGGUUACUGGGAUCUUAUUUUGUUUAAUUCCAUCUGUCUUAAAAUUAUAUACAAAGGUUUAAUUAUGGUUAAAAAGAGCAUUGUUGGAUGUAUAUGUUGCAAGAAUCAAGAUGUAUUGUUCAUUAUUUUAUUAGUCCGAUAAGAAUAAUAUGUUUGUAAAUGAUUUCUGUUGGCCUGAAUGGUUAAGUCUCAACGCACCUUGCCAAUAGGCUUCCUAUUAUAGGAUGAACUAUAUGAUUGUAGAUGCUUUCUACUUUGUAUUUGGUAAUGCACUGGUGUUUCAAUGUCCUUUAUAAUAAGAGAGAGAAAUAGACAGGAAGCACACUGAGGUUGCAACGUAUUUUCUUUCAUAUUUAUAAAAAUAUUUUUUUUUCCUUCCCAAUUUCAUGGUACCUAAUUGGUAGUUACCGUCUUGUCUCAUUGCUGCAUCUCAACAACCCAACCAAGCCGCACUGCUUCUUGACACAAUGCCCACUAAACCCGGAAGCCAGCCGCACCAAUGUGUCGGAGGAAACGCCAUACACCUGGCGACCGUGUCAGCGUGCACUGCGCCUGGCCCGCGACAGGAGUCGCUAGUGCGCGAUGGGACAUGGACAUCCCUGCCGGCCAAACCCUUCCCUAAUCCGGAUGACGCUGGGCCAAUUGUGCGCCGCUCCAUGGGUCUUCCAGUCGGGCUGGCUGCGACAGAGCCUGGACUCUAACCUAGAAUCUCUAACCUAGAAUCUCUAACCUAGAAUUAGACCACUGCCACUUGGGAGGCCUGGAACGUAUUGUCUGAAUUCAAAAAUACAGCUUAGUUUACAUGACUUGCAGCAUUUAUUUUGUCUUUAUCAAUUUUGAUCAGUUUAAUAGUAAAUACAUAAUUGCUCUUACCAAUUUUACUGCAAUACUUGAAUAACUUUCACCUCAAAGCAAUGAGUCCAUUGCAAUGAUGUCUAAAUGUCAGGCUUUUCUACUUCUAAACAUUUGUAAAUAGAAAAAAAGAAACCUUGUACUUUUUGCUAGUGUUUGAUGAAAAUAAUCAGGAACUUUUUUUAUUUCAUGUUUUAAAUCAUUAUGUUUACAAUUACAGUAUUAUGUGCAGCAGUGGUAGCUAUAGACUAACAAAAGACUGAUCACAAAACGAACCUAUACAGUAUGAUUAGCUCUCAAUAGCAUUUUAUUUCGGUAUUGUGUGUUUUUCUGAUGUUACGGCAGUGAAACAUCAUACUUAACGCUGGGUCAAUUUGAAGUUUGUCCAAAUACAACAGAAAAUAAGUAAAUCAUUUCCCCAUAGGAAUGUAGUUCAAUACCUGAAAUGACUGGCUAUGUAUCCACCUCAUUUUCGAAUGCUUUUAAAACACGGAAGCCAUAUGCGGAAACUAUGGUUACAACAAUACAGUACCAGUCAAAAGUUUGGAGACAGCUACUCAUUAAAGGCUUUUUAUUUGUACUAUUUUCUAUGUUGUGGAAUAAUAGCGAAGACAUCAAAGCUAUGAAAUAACACAUGGAAUCAUGCAGUAACCAAAAAAGUGAUAAACAUAUCAAAAUAUGAGUUUCUUCAAAGUAGCCACUCUUUGCCUUGAUGACAGCUUUGCACACUCUUGGCAAUCUCUCAACCAGCUUCACCUGGAAUGCUUUUCCAACAGUCUUCUAGGAGUUCCCACAUAUGCUGAGCUCUUGUUGGCUGCUUUUCCUUCACUCGGGGCGGCAGGUAUUAAUAGUGUUUCAUAUCUCCUCAGUCUAAUAUUAUUCUGUUGGUCCUGUGGGUACCUUUGCCACUGUUCCACCCCUUGUGUGUUGCGCUGUCAUGGUGUAUUUGUAUUUAGUGGUUGGAGCAUUGGGCUAGUAACUGAAAGUUGCGCAAUCGAAUCCCAGAGCUGACAAGGUAAAAAUCUGUCAUUCUGCCCACUGUUCCUAGGUCGUCAUUGUAAAUAAGAAUUUGUUCUUAACUGACUUGCCUAGUUAAAUAAAAAUAAAAAAUUAAACAAGAAAAACAUCCCAAACCAUCUCAAUUGGGUUGAGGUCGGGUGAUUGUGGAGGCCAAGUCAUCUGAUGCAGCACUCCAUCACUUUCCUUGAUCAAAUAGCCCUUACACAGCCUGGAGGUGUGUUGGGUCAUUCUGUUAAAAAACAAAUGAUUGUCCCACUAAGCGCAAACCAGAUGGGAUGGCGUAUCGCUGCAGAAUGCUGUGGUAGCCAUGCUGGUUAUGUGUGCCUUGAAUUCUAAAUAAAUCACAGAUCGUGUCACCAGUAAAGCACCAUCACACCUCCUCCAUACAGAUCAUACGUUCACCUACUCUGCCUCUCACAAACACACGACCUGAUUCACGCAGUCUGCUCUGAACAGUUGAUGUUGAGAUUUGUCUGUUUCUUGAACUCUGUGAAGCAUUUAUAUGGGCUAAAAUUUCUGAGGCUGAUAACUCUAAUGAACCUAUCCUCUGCAGAAGAGGUAACUCUGGGUCUUCCUUUCCUGAGGUGGUCCUCAUGAGAGCCAGUUUCAACAUAACACUUGAUGGUUUUUGCGACUGCACCUGAAGAAACUUUCAGAGUUCUUAAUGUUCCAGAUUGACUGACCUUCAUGUCUUUAAAGUAAUGAUGGACUGUCGUUUCUCUUUGCUUAUUUGAGCUGUUCUUGCCAUAAUAUGGACUUGGUAUUUCGGCAAAUAGGGCUAUGUUCUGUAUACCACCCCUACCUUGUCACAACACAACUGAUUGGCUCAAACACAUUAAGAAGGAAAGAAAUUCCACAAAUUAACUUUUAAUGCACACCUGUUAAUUGAAAUGUAUUCCAGGUGACUACCUCAUGAAGCUGGUUGAGAGAAUGCCAAGCGUGUGCAAAGCUGACAUCGAGGUAAAGGGUGGCUACUUUGAAGAAUCUCAAAUAUAUUUUGAUUUGUUUUAACACUUUUUUGGUUACUACAUGAUUCCAUGUAUUAUUUCGUAGUUGUGAUAUCUUCACUAUAGAAAAUAGUAACAAUAAAGAAACCCUGGAAUGAGUAGGUGUUUCCAAACUUUUGACUGGGACAUAUAUAUAUAUAUAUAUAUAUACACAUAUACAUAUAUAUACACAUAUACAUAUAUAUACAUAUAUAUAUAUCUAUUACACACACACUGACUGACUGUGUAUGACAUCUUCUCUGAAAUUGAACGGACACAUUUUUUGGGGUUACUUUUCUGCAAUAGUGCUCUUUGACAGGUACAUGAUCAGAUGUUUAAAAUUGGAACAUACUGUACUUAACCAGGUGUGUGUGUUAUAUUGGCACGAAAUGGGAUAAAACAUUUUGAAACAGGAAGGUAGUACCGGAAGUUGUUUUAAGAAUUCAGAAUUGUUUUGUGUUGCAAAAUUAUUGCUACAUUGUAUCCAACUGAAUACGGCACAGGUGAACAUAAUGCUCAUGAUAUUGGUUAGUAUUUAUUUAACCAUGUGCAUAUCAAACAUAAUUGAAUGAAGGACAUUGUGUUAUGAGUUUUUCAAAUUCUCAGUGGUCUAUAUGAUAUUUAUUUGCUAUGGAUCAGGUCAUUGAUAAUGCAUCAAUAUUGUACCAUGUAAUUAAUGUAGGGUAAUGUAAAAUGACUGCAGAAGUCUUCCCUUGGACUGUUAAAUCCAAGUCCAGGCACUCGUGUGGUUUGAAAGUUAAAAAAUACUUUAAUUUAUGGGCUACACCAUUAUUAAAAUUGUAUCGGCUUACUGUGUCUGAUACAAAAUGGAGGAGAUGCAGUUGUAUAGCCUCGACUCACUUUGUAUCACACACCCGGAUGAAGGCCUAAGCCGAUGCGCAUUUUAAUAAUGUUGUAUCCCAUUGAUGAAAGGCUUCCUAAAGUUCAAACCCACCAGGUUCCUUGACUUUGAUUGUUUAUGCCACUUAUCACUUAUUUGACGUUAUAAUAUUCCCAUAUGCUUUUCAAUUCCUAUUCCUCUCAAAGGGCACCAGUGGUUGUUUUGUAAUACUUGAAGCGCUUCUGCUCGGCUUGUUUUUUAAGAUGUUAUAGACAUUGGAGUGACAAAUAAAACUUUUCAACCCUGUUGCUUUUAUCAAGCGGCAA